GGGAAGUCCAAGUUACUUGAAAAUGAAAGUACUCGUACGUCCGAGAAGCAGUUGCUCUGUUAAAACAUUGUUGACGAAUGGAGUCAUCUUUGAUGGUGAAUAUUACAGCUUUAUCUCAAGAAGAGUGACGGUAUACCGAUAUUGAGUUGAAUGGUAGAUAACCUUGGAUUGGCCACAUUUAUCAUUUGAUAACAAUGGGCACUAACAAAAUUGCUAUAAAGGGUCUACACAAGGAGACAUCAGAGGACUGCCUUGAGCUGUACUUGGAAGAUUUAUUUGGAGAAGAUGAUGAUAAUGAGUUUGAAGUUAAAAUCAAAUCUGAUGGCACAGCUAUCAUAAUCUUUCAAGAAGAAAUAAAAGAUGCAGCUGAUUUGCAAGAAAAGUGCAAUCAGAAUCCAUUAGAAAACAGUAGACUUCAGUUCGUAAUUUUAUCUGAUGACGAAGAAAACAAGAAUGAUGAACGUUGUGAAUUCGAAGAUGAACUAUUAGAGAUUGAAACAAUUCAUUUGGACCCACAAAAUCCAGAAUAUCGGAAUCCUAAUGCAAGUUAUGUCAGUCCAAGGAUGGAUGCAUUUUCUGGUUGCAUAGUGGAACAUGAUGAUGGGGUACCACCAAAGGGGGCAAUGGCAGGGACUUUGCCCAAAAUUGCUGUUGAGAAACAUGGAGAUGAUUCAUAUGUCAGUCUUAAUGAGCACAUUGAUCUGAGUGACUCUGAUUCUGAUGAUGUAGCAGCUUAUAGUGAAAUCUUCAACAGAGAUGCUAAGAGUACUACUAUUAAUAGCCCUGGUAUAUCUUGGAGUGAUUAUGAUUCUGACGAGAAUAUACAGAGGACAAAUACUUUUUCAGAUGAGGAAUCUGAAGAUGAAACACACAAUGUUGCUGACCUGUUGAAAAACAUGUGUAAAGAUAUGCCAGUUAGAACUUUACAUCCUCGUGAUCAUAGCCAUGAACGUGAAUAUGAUUUGCGCACAAAGGAACGGUCAACCUUACUAGUCAAGCCUGAAACACAAAUGGAGAAGUCUGAACCUGCUGAGUAUCAUUGUCAAAGAGUCAUGGAAAGGGUUCGUGACAUCGAGAGUAAUUCAGAGUCUCCCCCAAUAUCUCCAGGAAUCAAAAAUGCUGAGUAUCAUCGUCAAAGAGAGGAGCAUUGUCCCAAAGAUAAAAUGGAUGUUCCUAUAUAUAGCUCAUUGGAAGAGACUGACCCCAUUCCAAAUGUUUGGGGCAUUGCUAGUACUGCAAUAAAGUGGAAGAGUAAGAAAGGCAAAGAAGCCAAAGAAAGACAAGCUGUCAGUAGCAAUACUGGGAACCCAAACUCACAACCAGUAGAGCAGACUAACGCCACACCUGCCAAGAAAGACAGCGUCUUCACUACUGCUCCCAAAGCAGAAAAGAUGCCUUGGAAAAAUGAAGUCUCCACUACUGCUAAUCAAGAAGAAAAGAUGGAUUGGCAAACUACAGAAAAUAAACCAGUCAAGGAAACAAUCGAAAAAGUGUCUCCGUCAGAAGCACAGCAGCAUAUUGCUAUCCCAAAAAAGGUUGAGGAACUGAUGACUGAAAAGAUUCCAGUCCAAUCCCCCAAAGUAGUUGAGCUCUUGAAAAAGGAGAAUGUAUUUGGAGAGGUCAGAGUAAGGUACCCCGGAUGUACUAUCAAAGGAAGAGAGAAUGAGGUUGUGAUUCAGUUAACAGAUAAAACACAACUUGCAAAAGCAAAGGUUGAAGUCAUGGAAAGGGUUCGUGACAUCGAGAGUAAUUCAGAGUCUCUCCCAGUAUCUCCAGGACUCAAGAAUGUUUUCUAUAAAAACAAAGGACUUGAGGCCCUCGAUCAUGACCUGCACACUUCAAAAUUACAAGUAUUGGCAUCUGUAAAGAAAGGCAAGAUAACAUUCUACUCAGUUGAAAGGACACAUGUGCAAGAGGCAUGCGAAAAGUUCAGAACAUUAUUUGAUAACCGGAAAGUCCAUCUCCCAGAAGGUUCAGACGGUCUGUUAGACAGUGAGAAAUGGAAACAGUUGGUCAGUAGGCUUCACUCAGAAAAGAUUCUAUCCAUAUUUUUUCAACGUGGUCGCAAAGAUGUGGAAAUAGUUGGGAUAAAGCAAGAUGUAGACAAUGCAGCUUCCAAAUUAAAGGCAUUCAUAGAGGAAAACAACAUUACUGAAAUUUCUCUUGACAUCCAUCCUGAUGUGAUGCAUCACUUUGAGAAGUUUGGGAAGGAUAGUCUGCUGUCUGACGCUGGACUCAAUAGCACAACUAUAACUUUGUUCAGGAAACAAAAUAGAUAUAUUGUAAAGGGGAAGGUAGAACAAGUUAAAGCAAUAAAGGAAAGCUGGGACAAGCUGUCCAAAUCCAUACAAGUGAAAACGUUUCCUGUGACUAAACCAGGUAUGGGUGGAUUUCUGACAAGUGAAAUGGGCCACGCUUUGUUGAAGUCACUAGAGACAAAGACCGAAAACAAAGGAAUUUGCAUCAGUGUUAAAUUACAAAGGAAUAAAGGAGGCAAGUAUGAUGACAAACCAGCUGUAGCACCAAAGCCACUAACUGGCCCAUCUGGGCAAAAGGCCACACAAAGACAAAGGGCACCCUCACCAAAAAGACAUGGGGACAACACUAAAAUGUUCAAUAACAUAAAGUUGACAUUAGUUGAGGGAGACAUUAGCGUUCAAAAGGCGGAUGUCCUUGUGAACUCAUGUUCUAGAACUGUGAUGGAAAUUCAAAGUCCCGCAUCUGGUUUGUUAAGUAUGUUUAGCCCUAAAUCAAUAAAAGCAUCACCCACCACAUUGGCAUUCAUAAAGCAAGGAGGAAAUGGAUUCAUCAAGAAUUUAGAAAUGGAAAAGGCCAAGUUAGGUGACGGGAAUGCAGAUUAUGGGUCAACAUUUGUGACUAAUGCCAGUGGAUCAAUACAAGCCGACUAUGUAGUCCAUGCAGUUUGCCCACUCAGUCAGGCAGGGCCAUCCAGAUUAUCUGACAUGUUUACGGAGUGUUUCAAAGAGGUUAACAGAAAAGGAAAGACCAGUGUGGGUGUCCCAGCAUUGGGUAGUGGAAAUUGUGGCUUCAGCACUAAAGAAGUCUGGGAUGCCAUCUCUAAGGCACUUUACAGUUCUCCUAAACAAGCUUCAUUAAAGGAUGUUACCUUGGUUGUCUAUGGCGAUGCCAUAUUCACGGACUACAAACGUGUUCUAAAUGGUAGUGGCAGUGUAAGUAGCGGUAGUAGAAGCAGUGGCAGAAGUGUUAGUCCGACCUCAUUCCACAAAAGUGGAGGUGGAAGAGGGUCAUCUCCACCUGCUAGACCUAACACAAAAACGCCCCAUAAACAAUUUGGGAAUAUUCAACUCAACAUUAAGCAAGGGGAUAUCAGUAAAGUCAAGGAUGAAGUGCUUGUGAAUAUAUUGGGAAAUCCCCCAGAUCUUCAGAAAUCGAAAUCUGUGAUAUCAAAAGCAUUUCUCAAUCAAGGAGGAUCUCAGUUGGCUGAGGAAGUAAAAUCUAAAGUCACCAGAGAUAUCGAUUGGGGGAGUGUGAUUGUAACUCGUAGUGCUGGCAAUCUCCAGUGCCGUAAUGUAAUACAUGCCAUAUGUCCAGCCUUCAAGUAUGACCACGAUGGAAAUAUUCUGCAAAGAAUGAUAGGACGUUUGUUAGGGGAAACCUCAAAACUUGGUUUUUCUAGUCUGUCCUUACCACCAAUCGGUCCAGGUGGACUCAACCAGUAUCCAAUCAGUGUAUUUUACAAAGCCUUGGAUCUUAGUCUAAAGAAAUGUACUGCUAUGAAAACUUCGAUCAAGCAUGUGAACUUGCAUGUGUUUGACGGCAGUAUGUGUGGUGCGUUAAUUAAUGAGAUGAAUGGCGGCAGUAGUCAGCAAGCCAAUUCACACACUGGACACAAACAUCAACCCAAAGCAGAAGAUCGUAAGAAAGAAUUUCAAAAACAAUCACCAGCAAAAACAGGACCAUCAAUACAUGCAAGGAAUGCAGUGGAUGUCUGUAUAGUUGGGUUCAAAGCAGACAACGUGAAUGCAGUUGAAAAGAAAAUUCAGCAGAUUGUAGAAGAAAACUAUGAAGAGGAAAAAAUCCAUGAAGAACACUUAACUGUCGGUGAUGUAAUUGGAAUGAUGACUGAUGAACAAAAGAAGAUGAUUUUCGUUGAAAGUUCAAAAUCCGGAGACUUAAUAUUGAAAGGGAACAGAGGUGCAGUUGAUGCAACAGCCAAAAAGAUUCACAAACAAAUUCUCAAAGAUGCAGCUCUUGGAGAGAAACGUGCUCAGUCUGGAACGAAGGCUUUGUUACAUCAAAUAUGCGAUAAUAAACUUCAAAGUAUUUAUCCAGACUAUUGGAAGAACAAAUUAUUCAAGAAUAUAGUAACAGUGAAAGAUCCGAAGAGGAUACAAGAAAUCACUAAACUGUUUACAGCAGAAUGGGGACAAGGGGGCACAUGGAAGUCACACCUAAUUGGACAAGGAAACGAUGCAGUGGGUUUGGGGAACUAUAAAAGAAUAAAGGUAACGAAUAUUGAACGAGUGGAAAAUAAAGAUGUGUUUAAGCAGUAUUACGCUAAGCUACAAGUUAUGUGUGGAGCUGCUAUAGCUAAAAAGAUUCAACCAAUUGGAUAUGCCAACCAGUCACCAGUCUUCACUUCAACACUUGGACUGUCCACACUGGAUAGUGCGCUGAUCACCGAAGUGAAUGAGUGCUACUUAUUCCAUGGAGUUAAACCAGAAUAUGUUGAUGGCAUAUCAAAGCAUGGUGCAGAUGCAAGGAUGAGCAAGAAUGCAAUGAUGGGCUCUGGUAUUUAUAUGGCGGAGAGCUCAACUAAAUCUGAUCAAUAUUCAGAUCACAAACCGAAUCCCAUUACUGGGAAGGGACGUGUGGCUAAAGGAACAGACCUAAAGAUGUUUCUAAUGCGUGUACUGCUAGGCAAUGUAUAUGUUGCUGAAAGUGACUAUGACUUCAAGAUGCCUCCUUGUCUGAAAUACAAAAAAGGAUGUAACGAUAUACAGUGCUCUAAAGGACACGAUAAAUAUGAUUCUGUUAUGGCAAUUUAUCGUCCAAAAACCAACCCAAAACAACCUUUGAACUUUAGAGAAUUCAUUGUGUAUGAAAAGUCACAUGCCUAUCCAGAGUAUAUCAUCACAUAUCAGAGGAUAUAGUAUAGCACCUGUAAUAUUUGGUAAUGUGAUGUUGGCUGAUUCAAGAAAACACAGAGAUUUUAAACCCUUGGAUGUGCAUAUCCACAUCAAAGGAAUCAUAUGCCAUAGUAUUUAUUUAAUCGGGAAAGUGCGAGUACUGUAGCAGUCCACAUAUAUGUAGACUUUCGCAUUACGAAACGUUCGCAUUACAUCCGAACAUGGCGCAAUAUAUUCUCAGCAUGUGAUUCUAUA
Messenger RNA from Owenia fusiformis, 5366 nucleotides. The record is from the annotation of a GenBank genome assembly. Lineage: Eukaryota; Metazoa; Annelida; Polychaeta; Sabellida; Oweniidae.